Messenger RNA from Psilocybe cubensis, 612 nucleotides. RefSeq lists its product as uncharacterized. Lineage: Eukaryota; Fungi; Basidiomycota; Agaricomycetes; Agaricales; Agrocybaceae. Gene Ontology annotation, molecular function: oligopeptide transmembrane transporter activity. The transcript has 13 exons. The record is from RefSeq and is a predicted model, not a curated record. The coding region runs from base 1 to 612 and encodes 203 amino acids. Gene Ontology annotation, biological process: transmembrane transport.
AUGUCUUUAGCUAUCAUCCAUUUCUACAAACCUAUCCGAUUACAAUUUGGCCGUUCUAUGCGGGAGCAGCCAGAUAUUCACGCCCGAUUGAUGUCCCAAUACCCCCAAGGUAUUGUGUUUUUCCAUUCCGUCACCGUCCUUCUGUUGAUGGCACGCUCAAACCUAUGGCCGUCAGGCAUGACUAUUUGGGCGCUUGUCGUUGCCUUACUUAUUUCUGUUGUCUAUGUCGUCCCGAUUGGGAUGAUUCAGGCCGUUACUAACCGGCAGGUUGGGCUAAAUGUCAUAACGGAGCUCAUCGUCGGCUUUAUGAUCCCUGGGAAACCGAACGCGAUGAUGAUAUUUAAGACCUAUGGUUAUAUCACAAUGGCUCAAGCUAUGCAAUUCACUGCCGAUUUCAAAUUGGGACACUAUAUGAAGGUACCACCGCGACCCAUGUUUUGGUGUCAGAUCGUUGCGACUGUUAUUGCUGGAACGGUUCAGUUGGGUGUCCAGUCGUGGAUGUUCAGCAAUAUUGAAGAUAUUUGCACAUCGACUCAGAAAAACAACUUUACUUGUGCUUCAACACAGGUCUUUAGCACGGCAUCUGUCAUCGUAAGCUUUGCAUCCACAUGA